Amphibalanus amphitrite is the source of this 1561-nucleotide messenger RNA. Its product is annotated as variant surface antigen E-like. Bases 424 to 1407 code for a protein of 327 amino acids. Lineage: Eukaryota; Metazoa; Arthropoda; Thecostraca; Balanomorpha; Balanidae. The record is from RefSeq and is a predicted model, not a curated record. The transcript has 4 exons.
GGCCCAGUUUCACCAAGUGGGGUAAUUUCGGCAUGGGGUAGAUUUCCAUUCUACCCCAUGGGAUAGAAUCCAGUUUCACCAGCUCAAACUACCCCAAUGGGGUAGUUUCGGCGUCUCUUGUGAAUGUUUGCUAAGCAAGCAGCAUCAGCGAAACAGCGGAACGUUUUGAUUGGUCGAGAUUCCGCUGUUGCAUUGGGUAUGCUUCGUAGAAUACAAUGUUUAUUUUCUUCUUUUGUUUGUGGGCCUAGACAAUACAGUGCACAGGUUUCUCAUCAAAGGUGAGGCGUUAUUCGUGUAAUAUGUAAAUAUUUGGAUUGUUCUUGUUAAUUAUAACCUUAAGUUUUAUCUUAGUAGUGGUUAUUUUGAAGCUUUUUUAUACGGUCUUUCUUGAUUUUAAUUGAUUGGGUCUCCAGCCAGACCGAAAUGCCUGCCUGUGGAGGAGCUCGCCAACGAAGAGAGGAAAACAAGCUGGAACUUUUCCGGUUCCUAGCUCAGAAUAAGUCGAUUCUCUACGGUAAGCUGCGCGGACCGGGAGCGGGGGCCGCUCGCGCCACGAAAUGGAAGGAGGCCCGCGACCUGGCCGCUUUGCUGGGCCUAAUCCCGCAUGGCGCUGAUGUUAGAAAAAUGCGGAACUCUCUCCUAAAAAACCAAAUUGGACGGAGCAGAGCCAAGCGAAACAAAUUGAGGUCGACUGGUACUGGUGGCGAGUCGGGCGGUUUGACCGACCUGGACGAGGUUGCUUUAAGCCUCGACGAUGGGACUUACGACUUCGUCGUCCCUGGCGCGCUGAGCAGCAUCGCUCCCCGGCCGCAGGAAGAGAGUGCUGGAGGUGAUGCCCGCGGCAGCGAAGCGGCGGUGUCGGAAGCGACCUGGCUGGGCACCGGGUCGGACAGCGUGGCCGGGGCUUCUCCGUUUCAUCCUUCCUGUGUGUCACCUAUGUCGAUCACCUCACUACUUGAUGAGCCUUCCACAUCCCUACUCUCUCAGCCAUCUCAGUCCACCACCUCUCUCCCAUCGCAGCCCACCGCCUCCCAGCCUACCGCCUCCCUCCCUUCCCAGCCUUACGCCUCCCAACCUACGGCCCCGCAUCCCUCCCAGCCUACCGCCUCCCUCACCUCCCAGCCCACCGCCUCCAUCGCUUCCCAGCCUACGGCCCCGCAUUCCUCCCAGCCUACCGCCUCCCAGCCCACCGCCGCAGCGAGGGCCGCCCGCAGUCUUCGCGACACCCUGUCCGACCGCACCGUCACGACACGGACCCUUGAGUCGUUCGUAGCUGAACGCAGGGAAGUGAGCGAGCGUCGCAGACUUUUACUAGCUGCACCGCUCGACUGCCUCCUGACAGAGGAGCUCACCGAGGUGGCCGAACAUUACAGGGCGAUCACCUACAAGAACAUGUCGCUGCUCUGAUUACGCUGUCUGCGACGCUCGCUCACGCCCACGCGUAACUCUUUCGCUGUUCUAUUAACUCGCUGAAGCUGUUUUUUUUUGUGCUGGCCACUGCAAAUGUUGUUGGCUUAAAAUGAAUAUGAUGUUUUCUGGUAAACAAGCGAUUUCUAUUUGA